Molecule: messenger RNA, 234 nt
Organism: Macrosiphum euphorbiae (potato aphid)
Lineage: Eukaryota; Metazoa; Arthropoda; Insecta; Hemiptera; Aphididae
Source: the annotation of a GenBank genome assembly
AUGGAAUGGUCCAAAGAACAAAUUGCACAAUUUUUGGAGCUGUACGAAGGUGAGCCAUCUAUAUGGAAUCCAAGUGAUGCAAAUCACAAAAUUCAGAACCAUGUUCAUGAUGCUUGGGGAAGAAUUUCAAAAAACUUAAGUGGAGCUGAAUAUUCAAUAAGUGAACUAAAAAAAAAAAAAAAAAGAUUCACUUAUUGGGACUUACAGAAAAUUGUCAUUGAAGGUCAAGGCUAG